AUGAGGAAGAUCUUCUGCUUUGGGGCAGACCAGGGUGGGCCGCCCUCCGGCCCCUCCAGCCACCAUGGCCAGACCAGAGAGGGCCUGGAAGGCGAGGCUGGUGACAGCGCCUUCCUGCAGCCACGGUACCACAUCCGGAAGAAAGAUCUCGGCCAAAUCCACCAAGCUGCCAGCGCCGGUGACAUCGCGAAAGUGGAGCAGAUCCUUUCGCUGAAGAAAAAGGUCUUGGAUGCCAGAGAUAGAAAGAAGAGGACUGCUCUCCAUUUGGCCUGUGCCAGUGGCCAUCCAGAAGUAGUUACUGACCUGGUGGACAGAAAAUGCAAGCUCAAUGUCCCCGACAGUGAAAAAAGGACAGCUCUGAUUAAGGCGGUACAAUGCCUGGAAGAGGAGUGUGCCACCAUCCUGUUAGAACACGGUGCCGAUCCGAAUCACAGUGACGUGUAUGGCAACACAGCUCUUCACUAUGCUGUCUAUGGCGACACCCCAUCGAUCGCAGCAAAGCUCCUUUCACAUGGUGCAAAUAAAGAAGCCAUAAACAAGGAUCACCUCACUCCACUUUUACUUGCUGUAAGUGGAACUAAAGAGGAAAUGGUAGAAUUUUUGAUACAGAAGAAUGCAGAUAUAAAUGCAGUAGAUAAAAUGAACAGAACGGCCCUCAUGCUUGCUGAACAUCAUAACUCACCAAGUAUACUACACCUUCUUGAGGAAGGUAUGGAUGUUUUUUCUGAAGAUAUCUCUGGAAGGACUGUUAAGGAUUAUGCCACUACUAGUGGUUUUAAUACCAUUCACCACCAAAUUUCAGAAUAUAAAGAAGAAAAGAUAACUGACGAUCUUUCUGAAAACAGCAAUCCAGGGAAUGGUGGGAACCCUCUCAAGGCCAAUGUCCCGGAUCCCAGCCAUGGGCCAGCCCUGCAAGCAGGCCUUUCUAAGGAUGGCAGUCUCAUCCUUGCUAAAAAUGAAGAUGCAGAAUCACCUCAGGAUUUGGAGAAUGUCUCCACGAAUCUCCCACAGAAGUAUGGUGGUGAUUUACGGUGGGCUGCAGUUCACAAACAAGAAUACACCAUAAAUGGACAAGUAGAAGCAGAAGAAGACCUAGAAGUGACAUCAGAGAAUGAGCAAGAGGCAAAGAAAACACCUAAUGAAAAGAACAAGGUGAAAGAACAAAUACAGUCUAUGAGUGACCAUGAUGACUUAACUUGGUCAUCUGCAACAGCCCCAGAGGAUUAUUUUGUUAUCCUAUUGAAAAUGCAAGAUGCCAUUCUUUCCCAGCAAAGAUUAGUAGAACUUAAAAGCAAUGAGUGUGAAAGACUCACAAUAAAAAUUGGAAAAAUGGAAAACAAGGUUAGCAUUCUGCAAGAUGAGCUCUAUGAAGCCAAAAAAAUAAUGUCACAGUUAAAUUAUGAAAAAACCGUAUGGGAAUGUGAACUCUCUACUUUGAGAUGUACCUUAAAAGAAGAAGGAGAGAAGAGAAGAAAUGCUGAUCUGUUAUAUGAAAACACUCGAGAAGAGAUAAGAAAAAAGGAAGAGGAAUGCAGGAAAGAAGUUGAAAUGAAACAACAAGCUGAAGAGUCUGUCAAAACACUGAAUGCAGAAAUGAAUAUAUUAAGAAACUAUUUGUCUGAGCUUGCAGAAAAGUACAACAAGAGUCAGAGGCAGUUAUAUGGAGAGCGGAAUGCCAGACAGUUACAAGGUUGGAUUCUGGCCAAUCAACUUUACACACAAACUGAAACAGAAAUGACUCUGAGGGAAAUGGAAUCUCAGAUUUGUCAGAGUUAUGAAAAAGAACGAUUUCUCAUGUGUACAAAUGACAUGUUGCAUGAAGAAAUAGCCAUGCUACAAAUGGAAAUAGCCACAAUAAAAUAUCAGAAUGAGGAAAAAGAAAAUAAGUAUAUCAACCACAUUAAAAUUGUGGAAGAAGUGAAUGAGAACCUUCAAAUGACCAUGAAAAAGAAUGUGGAAAAGUUAACAGACACAGUAUCUCAGUAUAGUGACCAGCUUAAUGCUCUGGCAUGUGAGAAUGCCUUGCUAAAUGCUCAACUACAAAAUGAAAAAGAGAGCAAGGAACAACUGCAAGCAGAACUUGCAUCCUGCAGUUCUAGACUGACUGCUGCAAUACAUGAUCAAUACGUUGAUCAAAUUCUGAUGUCAGGAAGAGACGUCAAAAUGUCUUUCCAGAGAGCAGGACAUGAGUGGUUUUGCUUACGGAAUGAAAUAAAUGUACCUGUGUCUGAUCUCAAAGAAAACCAUGAGACUUUUGGUCAAAACUGUUCUAAGGCUCAAAGUCAAAUCGGUAGCCUGGAAGAUGAGUUCCAUAGCACAAGAAAUGUUCUGAGAGAUAAGACUCUGUCUUUGGAAUGUGUCCAAAGACACCUCUACCAAACAGAAUGUCAAAUGGAAAAGAUCAAUCAAAUGUAUGAAAAUGAACAAUAUCAAGUGAAGAAAUACAUUGGACAACAGGAAUAUCUAGAGGAGAGAAUAUCUGAACUAGAAAGAGGAAAUAUGUUGCUUCGAGAGCAACUGGUGUACGCUCACAGCAGAGCAGAGCAUAAAGAGGAGACACUGAUGAAUAUGCGAGAGCAAUUUCAAGAUACUGUGAAAAACCUUCUAGCUGAGAACGGAAAGCAAACCCGUCUGCUAGAAGAUAGAAUUAAGCAGUUAAUCGGUGAAUGCAAUCAGUUGAAAGAAAGGCUGUAUCAAAAUGAAAAAGGGAAACCAGAAGAAGCACAAGCAGCAUCGGAAGAAUACAGACGACAGUUGAGAGAGAAUCAUCUGGCUGCAAUAAGCAGUCAGAGGGAAUUCAGAAUGAAUAAUCUUGAAUCCCAAGUCUCCAAUAUGACAACUGCUCCAGAAGAUUUUCAUUGUAUUGAACUGGAAAAAUAUAAACACUUCUAUCAAUUAGAGUUAGAAGACAGAAAAUACUUGCCAAAGAAACUAAAAAUAGCUACUGAGAGGCCAGCAGCGUUCAGUAGCAGUCUUGUUGCAGAGACACAGGAGACCAGAAGUUUCUCUGGCCCUUGUACAAUGAGCACAGAGUCAGCUUCUGCUGGAACUGUUGUUGAUGGGUUAGGUCUUCACAGAGAAUUUCCUGGAAGAGAAUACUCACUGUUUUCUUCUUCCUGCCCAUGGACUUUAGAUACCAGCUUGAAGAAUAACUUGAGUGAGAUGCAGCAGGAGUUGGAAGAAAUAACUGUAGGACUAGAAGUAGAUUUAGAUCAUGUGUGUUUUGACAAGUGUAUCACAGAAGUGAUCCUGUGGAUCUUCUCUUUGCAUCCUAACAUGGGAUCUACAUCUGAUUUGUCUUAUUCCUGAUGAUGUUAGCAUUGACCGCUAAUGGUGGUAUCUGCUGUGUUUGAGAUUUGACUUGCUGAAUGAGCCAAGCAUAGUACCUGAAAUAAAUCUAACUCAGUCAGGUGAUACUGGCUUUAUAAAACUAUUUGGCAUCCACAGCUCAUGAGAAUUAUUCACAAAUAUCCCCUCUUGCCCCUGGGUUUUGUGAUUGGGACCUGAGUGUACUGGAUCUGACAUGUGGGCCCAUCCUCUGGGCCCUGGAGAUCAAUCCCUGAACAUAGCAGGGAGAAGCAUACUGUUCCCAAGUCCCUCCUGGGAUGCUCAAGCUGGAUCAAUGUCCCUCCACUUCGGGCUGUGUCCCACUCUGCUGAAGUCACCAGCAACA
Molecule: messenger RNA, 3673 nt
Organism: Lemur catta (Ring-tailed lemur)
Lineage: Eukaryota; Metazoa; Chordata; Mammalia; Primates; Lemuridae
Product: ankyrin repeat domain-containing protein 62-like
Exons: 22
Coding region: 1-3309 (1102 amino acids)
Molecular function (GO): protein binding
Source: RefSeq, a predicted model, not a curated record